Messenger RNA from Huiozyma naganishii CBS 8797, 1215 nucleotides. RefSeq names its product Spp1p (gene SPP1). The coding region runs from base 1 to 1215 and encodes 404 amino acids. NCBI's taxonomy places the organism in Eukaryota, Fungi, Ascomycota, Saccharomycetes, Saccharomycetales, Saccharomycetaceae. The transcript has a single exon. Gene Ontology annotation, biological process: positive regulation of DNA-templated transcription. The record is from RefSeq and is a predicted model, not a curated record. Gene Ontology annotation, cellular component: Set1C/COMPASS complex.
AUGUCGUCUCUGUUACCGGCAUGGUGCCCCCCUUACUCCAGUACGAAAGUGGAUCCUGUUACGGGAGUGGACGUUUACUGUAUCUGCAAGAAACCCGAUGAAGGCGAGCUGAUGGUCGGUUGUGACGGCUGCGAUGAUUGGUUCCACUUCAAUUGCAUGAAGAUUCCGACAAAGUACCAGAAGCUUGUUUCGCACUUCUAUUGCCCGUACUGUCAAGCCGGCAUCACGGGGCAAAACCGUGAUUCCGAGAGCGAGCUGCCUCGGACUCUUUGGAAGAAGAAGUGCAGGGUAGAGCUGUGCUAUGAACCCUGCAUGCAUGAAAGCAAGUACUGUUCUGAGGAACACGGUAUGGAGUACGUGAAGGGGAUGGUCGACAAACUGAACUUAACUGGGACGAAAGACGGGGACAAGCGACUGCUCAGGUCCAUGGUUCAUUCUUCCAAUGGCAGUGCCGAUAAGUUUUCGAAUCUUGGGGGAGCUCAUUACAUAGAUGACGAUAUCCCACCGGAGGCAAUGGACAAGGGAUUGUUUGAUACGCUGCUUACCAACGACUCGAAAUUGAAUGACCUGUUACAGAGUUUACAAGAGUGUAAAUUGAAGACGUACCCUGAAUUAAAGCAAAAACUGGAAUCCCUUCAGAGUUACAUUGCGUUUUUAGACAAGUUGAACGAGAAACUGAACGAGCAGGGACCAGAUACAGAACCAAUUGCGAACUUGGAGGCAGAACGCAAGACUACAAAGUCCAGAAAGGGCAAAAAGAAAUCCAGCAAACAAAACAGAGCGCUUGCGAAGAAGACCAUAUGCGGAUACACUCCCGACUUCGACCGAGAACACCCAUCCGUAAAAAGCUUCCUGUUCGAGUACCACACUGCUGUCGCCGCUUCCGGCAGCGAGAAGGAACCAAAACCGCCAGUUCUCCACGACAUUUGCAUCAAAAUGAAAUGCGUCAGGCACGCAGACUGGGCGGUGAUCUGCAUGGACCAACUGAAGCAGCAGAUGAGGUCUCUCGAGAGCUACAAAGAGAGGCUGGACUUGCUGGUAAAGACACGAAAGAGACAGCUGCAUCUACAGUACUACCAGCAAUUGGCGGACCAGUUGCCCGCGAAAGCGGCAGAAGACACGACACCACAAGAGAUAACAAGCACGCCGGAGCAACCGGACGAGGCAGUAGCUACCCAGCAGCAUCACCAGCAUCAGCAUCCACAGUCUACUUAA